Sinocyclocheilus rhinocerous is the source of this 2241-nucleotide messenger RNA. Its product is annotated as DNA replication licensing factor mcm5-like. The coding region runs from base 1 to 1914 and encodes 637 amino acids. NCBI's taxonomy places the organism in Eukaryota, Metazoa, Chordata, Actinopteri, Cypriniformes, Cyprinidae. Gene Ontology annotation, molecular function: single-stranded DNA binding; DNA replication origin binding; ATP binding. The transcript has 16 exons. Gene Ontology annotation, biological process: DNA replication initiation; DNA replication; double-strand break repair via break-induced replication. Gene Ontology annotation, cellular component: MCM complex; nucleus. The record is from RefSeq and is a predicted model, not a curated record.
AUGCUCAUGCUCAUGCUGUCCAUAGGUGGAGAUGAACUCAAGAGGCACUAUACUUUGGGAGAGUACUGGAUUGAGGUGGAGAUGGAGGAUUUGGCCAGUUUUGAUGAAGAUCUGUCAGACUGUCUGUACAAACUGCCUACUGAGAACUUGCCUUUGUUGGAGGAGGCGGCGCAGGAAGUGGCUGAUGAGGUCACACGUCCGCGGCCUGCAGGAGAAGAGACUGUGCAGGACAUACAGGUCAUGCUGAAGAGCGAUGCCCACCCGGCCUCCAUCCGUAACCUGAAAUCGGAGCAGGUGUCACGUCUCGUGAAGAUUCCCGGUAUUAUCAUAUCCUCUACGGCUGUGAGAGCCAAAGCCACCAAAGUGUGUCUUCAGUGCCGCGGAUGCAGAGCAGUUAUCAGCAACAUCCCUUUGCCACCGGGACUGCAGGGUUACGCUCUGCCCCGCAAGUGCAACACGUACUUAUGCGACCGUGUAGUACCAGGAAACAGAGUAACUGUCAUGGGCAUCUACUCCAUCAAGAAGGUGGCGCAGACCAAGGCCAAAGGUCGUGAUAAGGGAGCAGGUGUGGGCAUCCGAGCAGCGUACCUGCGUGUUGUCGGCAUUGAAGUGGAUACUGAAGGAGCAGGCCGUGGAGCCUCUGGUUCAGUUUCUCCUCAGGAGGAAGAGGAGUUGAGGGCUCUGGCUUCCUCUCCCUCCGUCUAUGACUCGCUCGCUCGCUCUCUGGCUCCAUCCAUCUAUGGUAGCGACGACCUGAAGAAAGCCAUAGUGUGCCUUCUGUUUGGGGGCUCCAGAAAGAGGUUGCCAGAUGGUUUGACACGCAGGGGUGAUAUAAACUUGUUGAUGUUGGGAGAUCCAGGCACAGCCAAGUCACAGUUGCUGAAGUUUGUGGAGAGAUGUUCUCCGAUUGGGGUCUACACGUCUGGUAAGGGCAGCAGUGCUGCUGGUUUGACAGCCUCAGUGCUGCGAGACCCCAACACUCGUGGUUUCGUCAUGGAGGGUGGUGCCAUGGUGCUGGCUGAUGGAGGAGUGGUCUGCAUUGAUGAGUUUGACAAGAUGAGAGAAGAUGACAGGGUCGCCAUCCAUGAGGCCAUGGAGCAGCAGACCAUUUCUAUUGCAAAGGCUGGCAUCACCACCACUCUGAACUCCCGCUGCUCUGUAUUGGCCGCUGCCAACUCCGUGUUCGGCCGCUGGGAUGAUACAAAAGGAGAGGACAACAUUGACUUCAUGCCCACUAUUCUGUCUCGAUUUGACAUGAUCUUCAUCAUCAAAGACCAUCAUGACCAACAGCGAGACAUGACUUUGGCCCGGCAUGUGAUGAACGUUCACCUGAGCGCUCAGACGCAGACGGAGGGUGUCGAGGGAGAGAUUCCUCUGGCCACGCUGAAGAAAUACGUCGCCUACUGCAGAGCGAAAUGUGGACCUCGUCUGUCUGCGGCCGCCGCAGAGAAACUGAAGAACAGGUACGUGCUGAUGAGGAGCGGAGCGAAGGAACACGAGAGAGAGACCGACAGACGUGUGUCCAUCCCCAUCACUGUCAGGCAGCUUGAGGCCGUGGUGCGCAUUGCAGAGUCUCUCGCUAAGAUGAAGCUGCAGCCCAUCGCUGGAGAGGAAGAGGUGGACGAGUCUCUGAGACUCUUCCAGGUGUCCACGCUGGACGCGGCUCUGUCCGGCAGUCUAUCCGGUGUUGAAGGAUUUACCACUCCGGCGGAUCAGGAGAUGAUCUCUCGCAUAGAAAAGCAGCUGAAGAGACGCUUCGCCAUCGGCUCCCAGGUGUCUGAGCACAGCAUCAUACAGGACUUCACCAAACAGAAAUAUCCAGAACACGCCAUUCACAAAGUCCUUCAUCUGAUGAUGAGGAGGGGUGAACUGCAGCACCGCAUGCAGAGGAAGGUUCUUUACAGGGUCAAGUGAACACAUGUUGUGUGAUCGUGUUUGUCAGCAGAACCCGAGAGCUGAUGGGCAGAUGAAAAAUGAUACACAAUUCAGAUUUAUUGUACAUAGUGGUUUGGACACUUUAUUGCUGGAGAAAUGUCCUGUUUAUCCUUCUUACUGUUUGCUGAGAAAUGAUUCUCAUCUUGCUCUGUCAAAGCUUGGAAUGAAUUGAGUAUGUUACCAUUGUGACGGUAUGCUUUACUGUCUUAAUGUGGUUUUUCAGUGGAAAAUCUAAUUUGACUGUCAGGUCUGUGGCAAAGUAAAGAUAUGGUCAUGUUUUGAAUGGAAACAUAAUAAAGCAUAUAA